Molecule: messenger RNA, 465 nt
Organism: Spirometra erinaceieuropaei
Lineage: Eukaryota; Metazoa; Platyhelminthes; Cestoda; Diphyllobothriidea; Diphyllobothriidae
Source: the annotation of a GenBank genome assembly
AUGGACCCUUUGUCUCUGGUGGCCGAACACUGCGGCGAUUCCGGACACACGUUCGCCUUUCAGCACGUCAAAAUUCUGGGCCGAGGAAGCGACCGCAUAGCCAGGGAAACAAUCGAGGCUUGGCACACAGGGACAACCUCCAUCAACCGUUGUGUGGCUCUACCCGCUGCCUAUCAAGCCCUUCGAGCACAGCUCAGUAAACAAAUGAGCAGACGUGAACCCAGGCUAAACACGAAUCCAGACAUGAGUGGGUCCAUGGCGGAUGCACACUCAGCCACCCCUCAACCUGGUUCCGACGAAGGCGCAGUCGUCACCACAGCCGUUCCAUCUACUAGUCCGGCGGACGAGAAAACGGACAGUCGUUGCGGCGCAAACAAGAUUGCCAGCCUUGGACGACAGUUAAGGUCAACGAAGGUACGGGCGACGACCACCAACGUCUCAACGCCGGCCCCCGAUGUAGAUUGA